CUGACAUAAGAAAUGAAGAUGGCUCCCUUUCUGCGAGUGCUCGUUGUGCUGGCAUGUCUACAAUUUGUAUCGGCGAUACGUCAAUUCUACAUGGACCAACGUUGUAGCGAGACCCUGAAUAUGACACAGCUUCAGGUGGAGUCGGCCAAACUGAAGUUGACAAGAUGGCAUAAAUACAGGAACAAUAUGGCAUGUUACCUGACCAUUGAAGCCCCUUAUAACAAAUUGCUUAUGAUCACAUUCCGGGACAUUGACAUUAAGAGUGGGGUGUUUGGUCGCUGUGAUGGAGACAGACUCCAGAUCUUUGAUGGAAGGGACUCAUCAGCUAAUAUGGUUGGUGGUCUGACCUACAAGUUGUGUGGUGAGCGGCGUCCAAAGGGAGCGUUCUACACGACACAGAGGUACCUGACAUUCCUGUUCCAGAGUGACUCGUUCUUCACUGAUGAUGGAUUCAGUCUUAUCUUCACCUCCUUCCAUACAGGAAGCUGCUUAUCGUCAGAGACAGCUUGUAAGAGGGGCCAGUGUAUAUCCAAGUCUUUGGAGUGUGAUGGGUAUAACCAAUGUGGAGAUUCAGCUGACGAAUGUAUGGUCAAAGGCGGACCCAUUGCUGGAAUCAUUGUGGCUGUCUGUAUUGCCAUUGCAGUCAUCGUUGUGAUAAUUGUGUGCUGGCGUCGCCGCAGGGCUUCCCGUGGUUCUGUUAUCAGAUACAACUCACCAGCUGAACAGGCGACUGUGAUACCACCCCCAUGCUCCUACCCUCCUCAGCCGGCCCCCGUCCCUGCUCCGCAAGCCUACCCACAGGCACCCUAUCAGCAGCCAGCACCACAAGGCUACCAACAACCGCCACCCCAGGGCUACCCACAGCCGCCACCUCAGGGCUACGCACAGCCUCCCCCACAAGGCUAUCCACCAGCUCCCCAGCCCUAUCCCAUGGGACCACAAGCUUACCCACCACCACAGCAGGGCUAUCCACAGCCUCCCAGCUACAAUGAUGCCACACAGAACCCAUACCCAUAUGGAGCUCCGGGGCAGACACCCUAUCCCCCGGAACCAAAAUAAAGGAUAGAUGGUAAUGGGGACAUUGGCAUAGAAACCAAGACAAGAUCACUGAUGUAUUACUUUGCCAUGAAAAAACAUAAAACAGAAUUUGUGUGGCAGCAAAAUUGCUGGAAUCGAGAGCAUCAGGUAGUUGUGAAAUUUGUAUAAGAAUACCCAGAGCAAUACUAUUCAUGUGACAAAUGUUACCGAAAAUUCUCUCAGAAACUCAACUCAUGUUACUCAGUUAAGUCCUAUAAUAUUUCUUUACUUACAGUGAAUUGGACAUUUUCAGGGUUUACAAUAACAUUUUAAGCCAUUUCAGGCAUGCAAUAUUUAAGUCCCAGCCCUUGUUCCAAAUACCUUAAUCUAUAAAACAUUUCAUAAAAUGGAGCAAAAAUCCCCUUCCUGAAGUUUCCAGGGCAGUUUACAGAUAAACACUCCUAACAUAAAAAUCAUUCUUCUAAAUAACGUUUGUCAGAACAUUAAAAUGUUGUUAGAAGAUGUAAUGUUUAAUGUCCAGUUCAUUGUUAGGACUAGACAAAUGUAUUCAUUCCCUUGAUAACAUACAUACCAUAAAUCAUCUUCGCAAACGUUCCUUAGCUUCAGAUGUGCCCUGAACUUAAGCAAUGAUUUCCCAAUGGGGAAAGUUAAUUAGAAAAACAAUGUUAAGGUGAUUUUUUUUAUAUCAAAGCCAGGUAAGUAAACCAUACCCAUGAAAUCUGGUACAAAUUAUGUCCAACAAAACCAUAAAUUGUGCAUAAGCACAACAUCUUAAAUUACCAAUGUAAAGUGAAUAAGAUAUUUUGUACUCUGUUUUGUUACAAAAAAUGAAUAAUUUCUAGAAUAUAUGUUAUUCUGAUGAUGUUAAUAAUUUAUGAUUUUUUUCUGUCAUCUGUUAACUGUUGUGAAGAUAAGAACUUCUAAAUAUACUGAUUAAUAAAUCAUUGGUGUCGAGGGGGUUAGGGUGUAUCUUAAUUCCAGGGUGAUGACUGACCUUAAAUACAUUAAGAGACAGACAGUAAUGUAUAGAAGCUGCCAAUGUGUGAAUCAAUUCAAAAUAAAAUAUAUAUCACCUGUCUUUCUCUGUAAAGUCACUUUCUAUGUUUAUUGUGGCAAAUUACGCACUGGAUAUGUAUAUAACGGCAAUUGCCCUUCAGUAAAGAUCUCGCUCAGUAAUUGGACAAUGAUAAAACAGUUAUGACACCACUACAGUGAUAUGUUGUCUGUAUGAGGCCAAGAGCUUUUUUUAUUGAAAACAUCUUUUUUUGUUGUAGUCCUUUUAUACAAGUUUUUGAAUCUUUAGAAUAGUUUUGUAGUUGAGAACAAAACUGUUUAGUAUUGUAAUAGGGUUCCCCUGUAUUAUUUCUACAGAGCAUAGCAUUUAAAAUAAAUGGCAAUUUGCAAUAUUCUUAAAUUUUAAUUAUUGUUAUUAGUAAGAAUUAAUUAAAGAUGCCGUAGAAUGUCCUUUAUUAACUGAUAUGCAUAUUUUGUCUCUUCAUACUGUUAAACACCUUUUCGUAAAAAGGAAUUUUUGUGAAAGUCCUUCAAAUUUAUGUAUAACCGCAUUUUUUCAAAGAGAUCUAUUUAUAACUGUGCAACUGUAAUCUAUCUAUAUAUAAAUACAGGUUUUCAAAAAGAUCUAUUUCAAUGUAACUGUAAUCUAUUUAUAACCACAUGUUUCCAAAGAGAUCUAUUUAUAACUGUUUAACUGUUAUCUAUUUAUAACCAUGCUGUCAACUGUUUUAUUACUGAACAUGUGGUAUUGUUGUUUAGCUAAUAGGAAACUACCAGAAUUCAAUAACAAUAAUAAAACCAUGAAAAUGAAGUCAAUAUUUCUCAUGUAAAAAUAAUAAUAUGUUAUUUUUCUCAGUAAACAGACCCAUCUGAGAGUUAGUUUUUACUACAAAAAUAUAGGGUAAGUUCCUCCCGUAACUCCGCCAAUUUAGCUUGUCUGGACAAGCUCUGUGGCAUUUUUCUUGGUAUUUUUACAUGAGCUAAGUUUAAAACUUUGUUACUUUCCUAUUGGUUCUACCCAUUUAUCAUUUUUGAAUAAUUUUGUUGUCUCAGGCUUCAUUGACACCUGUGUACAGUACCUAGUCCUGUGUUUAUGUGUAAGAGUUUUGUUAUCAUAUAAACAUUGAUUGUAUAAGGUUGUCACUUUUGAGACAUUUCCAUGAAUUCGUUUUUAUCUUAAUUUCGAGUUCAAUCUCGGGUCAUAAAUGUGAUAAUUAUCAAUAGUAAUGGAUAAAAUGGUAAAAGGAACAUGUCUUAGUUAACUAUUUCUACCACAGCCACUGUGGGUCUAACAAAGCAAUAUAUAUAUAUAAUGAUAAAGUCUACCUCCAAGCUCUAGGAAUCCAUGCAACAACAAAAUCAAAACCUUUAUCUCAUCAGUGUGUGUCUAGACUAGAGUUAAGAUUAGGGUAAAUAAGACUAGGGUUAAGAUUAGAGUUAAGACUAGGCUCUUGGCCUUUGGUGACAGGAAAUCAGUCCUUGGAGCUCUUGGUUACAGGGAUUCAGUACUAGGAGCUCUUGGUGACAGGGAUUCAGUACUAGGAGCUCUUGGUUACAGGGAUUCAGUACUAGGAGCUCUUGUUGACAGGAAAUCAGUCCUCGGAGCUCUUGGUUACAGGGAUUCAGUACUAGGAGCUCUUGUUGACAGGAAAUCAGUCCUCGGAGCUCUUGGUUACAGGGAUUCAGUCCUCGGAGCUCUUGUUGACAGGAAAUCAGUCCUCGGAGCUCUUGGUUACAGGGAUUCAGUACUAGGAGCUCUUGUUGACAGGAAAUCAGUCCUUGGAGCUCUUGGUUACAGGGAUUCAGUCCUCGGAGCUCUUGUCUUUUUUUGUAGAGAAAAUACUAUAGAUUGAAUAGGAAGAUAAUUUUUCAAUGCCUUUAGACAGCUGAAAAGUGGUGGGACUUUCUGUCUUACCCCCAGUAAUAAACUUAGCACAACUGAUUGUCCAAAUCUACAGUUCAAUUUCAAGGUAUUUAUAUUAUGUACUUAGUAAAGAGUUAUGUACUUAUCAAUAAAAUGUUGUAUUCAGCACCAUUUACAUGCAUUAACCAUUUUGCACAUUCGAUAGAACAUAAUUUGUUGUAAACAUGCUUGACAAAAUUUUAGCAUUCUCUUUUUUAUAUAAUUGCUGUUUUGUGCUUUCAUUUGUAUAUUAGAUGUGACAACAACUUUGAAAUUUAUUACUUGAUAAGAUGAUCUUAGAUCAAACUUAGAUUGUGAGAGCGAUUUGGAUAAACUCCUUAAACCUUGCAAAUUAUUAUCAUAAGCCUGUUAAAAGGUACGUUGAUAUAACUAUACUCUGUUGUGAGGUAUGAUUAUAGGUAUUUGCAGUAUGAAUCAUUCACACACUGUAGUUAAUUUUCCUGAAGUUAUACCAAAAGCUAUUUAAUUAGUUGAAAAGGUGUAUAUAGAAAAAUGAAAAUUGUAGAUAUAUGUAUUAUUGCAUAAUACAUGUACAUAUGUAUAAAUAAGUAGUGUUUUACCACUAAUGAGCCCAUGCUUGGACAUAUGUCCACCCUCUUACUUUCACAAUUUCACAAUAACAGUAACUAUAUAGAUAAAGAAAUACAGGAAAAGUGAACAGUUUUCUGAUCAAGCUAAUUAAGUUGAAGGUACGGAACAUGAAAUUUGUAAUCGAUCAAUGAGAUGUGACCAAACACACACUCACAAAAAAAAUCAAAAAAAAUCAUCGUUUGAAUGAAAUGUCAAGGAGAGUUCCAUGAGGUUAUGCAAAGCGCGGCUUUAGUGACAUCAUUAAAAAUGUUGUGAAUGUUUUCAAAUUUAAGAAGUAAAUGGGUUGAUUCAUAUUUCCUUUUGGUUUAUGAAAAUCAAUUGUUCAUCUGAACAUAUAACGGGCACAAGAGUUCCUAGUGUGUGAUGAUUUGUCGGUCAUGUGUUAUAUCCUGUUUAAAUGUUUUUAUGUAAUGUAGGUAAUAAAGCAACCCCUCUCAACAAUGACCACAUUUUACUGGUCACUAUACAGAGGUUUCACUGUGUAAACACAGACAAGAUUAAUGCUGUCGUGGUGUUCAAAUUGUUUAUUAUUUAGAUUUAUGGUUUAUAUUUUGAUGAAUGAUAUUAAUGAGUGAACUAAAUAAAAUGUAGGGGCUUUAAAAUGAAAAUUUUUGAAAAUGGCAUAAUCUGAUGACUUACAAGAUUUGAAAUUUAUGCAAUUUUUGUGUAAUUUUUUUAAGCAUUUCCUGCUUAUAUAGUUUAUACCAAAGUUAUUAAUUUGUUAAAAUCCAUAUAUUUCGAUGGUAUGGGUAGCUUAUUAUCUCCCUUGCACUGUUUCAAUUUGUUUUAAUAAGAAUUGUAAUGAUAUCUUCUAUAAAAAAUAGAUGUUUUUUGCCUUUCAUGGAAUAUUGAACCUCUGUUUUACAGUUUUGAGUGUUUAAAUAGAGGUUGAUCAAACUACUGUUUCCAUGAUAUAAUAUACCUUUUGUUUUACUACAGCUGUUUAUAUUCGUGUUUACCAUAUAUAUAUACAACAUUUUUAAUCUGUGGCGUGAAUAUAGAGUAACUGUCCACUUAUAGGCCUUAUAUGUAUAUUGUAUUUGUUAGAAGACAAUAGAUAUAUUUAACUGUGAACUAUAUGUCUGACCUGUAUUGUCUUCAGUUGAUAUAGUGUAAAUUCCUAUCAUGAUCAAGUUCUUUUAGUUUCAAUUUCAGUAAUUAGUUCCCGAGUCUUUAGUUCUGGAGAAAAUUUACAUGAUAAAAGUUUUGUUGAUCAAUUAAACAGAAAGUGUUUUCUGAAAUUAAAGUAACCAAGAAAGCUAGUUUUAAAAGAACAGAGAUGAGAAUAACUCGGGCUCAGCAUUUAUGUAUUUGUAUAUACCAUUUUCUCAGAAAUAAUAAGGGUACAAUUUUUCUUUUAUCUACCAUUCUGACCAAUUUGAAUGUAAAUGUGUUGAUUCAUUACAUUAGAAAGCAUAAUUUUUGUGAUUUUGUUUCAUUCUGUUGCCAUAGAUUUAAAUGUAUUCUUAAUUCAUUUUUAGCUUUAACACAAUAUUGAUUGUUUUGCCUGUUUUAUAGUAACAGUAAGACACAGCAGUAAUCUACUCCAUUUACAAUCAACAGAAAACAAAAGAAAUAACCUUCCACACUUCCUGAUUUAUAUCAACCUUUUUUAUGAAAGAAAAACCGAAAAAAGAGGUUGUAAGAUUGUAAGAUUUCUAUUCUGUAUAAGAGUUUACAAUCUUAAUGGAGUAUCCUGUGUAAUUUGAGUUUUAAUUUUUAAAUAGUAUUGGAUUCCAAUUUCUAAAAAUCAAUGCUUCUUAAAUCAUGUUUAAUCAAUCUUCUAUUGUCUAAACUUGUUGAUUAUGUAUGCUAUUGUUUGUUAGCAGCAGAUAAAAUCAUUUAAAACAGACUGUAAAUUAAAAGUGUUUAUUUAACAAAAAUAUAUGUAUUGUAUAAAAUCU
Molecule: messenger RNA, 6471 nt
Organism: Mizuhopecten yessoensis (Yesso scallop)
Lineage: Eukaryota; Metazoa; Mollusca; Bivalvia; Pectinida; Pectinidae
Product: neuropilin and tolloid-like protein 2
Exons: 5
Coding region: 13-1059 (348 amino acids)
Molecular function (GO): protein binding
Source: RefSeq, a predicted model, not a curated record